CAAAAAUGACAUCCGGCUUUUACCCGUCAAAAAAAACCUUAUAAAAGAAAUCCUAAAUAUUUUACAAAUGAUUAUUUAACACCUUUUUAUCCUUUUUUUCUUAGUUAACACAUUAAUUUUUGUUUAAAAAACUGGCUUUUCCGCUUCAUUUGAAACCGUAAAACCGUAAAUAAUUUUUGAGGUUAUAAAGUGAAUCCUUCAAAAACGUGCCCCUGGUAAACUAGAAAUUACUUUAAAUAAACAUGCAUCAAAUUAGCAAAUUUCUGUUCUAUCAGGCCGCACGGACAUCAAAAAAUGGGGUUCGGUACUACUCGAGAGAGCCGCAAAAACGACCCACAUUCUUGUCGAGAUUAUACGACAAUUUUAGAGAAGAAAUGUCCAAAAACAAAGAGAUGAAAGAAUCUUUAAAAAAAUUCAAAGAAGAAGCAGAAAAACUAGAGCAAAGUGAUGCAUUAAAAGCGGCCCGUCAGAAGUUUGAAACUGUAGAAAAAGAGGCAACGAAAAGCAGUGAUGUUUUUAAGGAAAGAUUCAGUACUAUCAAAGACAAAGUAUCCAGUGUCAUAGACGAGGCUGGUAAGACUGAACUUGUGAAAAAAGCUGGAAAGAUUUCAGAGGAGAUUUCAAAAACCACACAUUCAAUUGGGGAAAAAGCACAAGAAAUAGGUAAAACUAAUGCUUUUCAAAGUAUCAGCAAAGCUACAGAAGCAGUUAAAAAAGAAAUGGAUACCAAUAGUAUGCAAGGUAGAGUUUACGUUAGUCCAAUAAAACUUCGGAAAAGAACAGAAACCUCGGCGGUACAAAACCAAAAACAUUACGAACCAAACACAGAAGCGAUGGGUAUUGAGCUACAUAAAGAUUCUAAAUUUUAUCAGUCAUGGCAAAAUUUCAAAGACAAUAAUCCAUAUGUUCACAAAGUCAUGGAUUGGAAAUUAAAAUUUGAUGAAAGUGAAAACCCAGUAAUAAGGGCUUCAAGGGUGCUAACUGAAAAAGUAUCAGAUAUUAUGGGAGGACUAUUUCAGAAAACUGAGCUUUCAGAAACUUUAACUGAAAUCUGCAAAAUUGACAACAGUUUUGAUACUAAACGAUUUUUAAAACAGUGCGAAGCUGACAUAAUACCCAAUGUAUUGGAAGCUAUGACUAGGGGUGAUUUGGAAGUUCUAAAAGACUGGUGUCACGAAGGUCCUUACAAUCUCUUCUCGAUUCCUAUAAAAGAAGCUUACACGAAAGGUUAUAAAAUAGAGUCAAAAAUCUUAGAUAUAGAUAAUGUAGAUCUAGUCAUGGGUAAAGUAAUGGAACAAGGUCCUGUUCUAAUAAUUUCAUUUACUUCCCAACAAGUAAUGGCCGUAAGAGAUUCUCAGGGAAAUGUGGUUGAAGGAGACCCAGAUAAGAUAAUGAGAGUAACAUAUGUUUGGGUUUUAUGUAGGGAUAUUAGUGAAACUGAUCCUAGAGCAGCCUGGAGACUAUUAGAUUUAUCAGCAAGCAGUAAUGAACAACUGGUGUGAUUGAAUUAUUUGCCCGAAAUUUCAAUUUUUCUUCUUAAAUAAGGAUAAGGGUUUGUCUUCUUGUUUUUUUGUUGAUAAGACAAACUCGAGAUGGAGCCAGUACAAACGGAGCAUGGAUAUCUGAUUGAUAUUACUUCAGAUUGGACAAAGUACAGGCUGUAAGAUGUACAAUUCCUUUGUAUUUAUAGGUUUUUUUUUUUAAAGUAAUAUACUUUUUUAAUGAAAGAAAAAUUUGUUAAAUGUUUCAGAUAUUUUAUUUGUUGAAAAUAAUUGGGAUUUUUUUUUGUAUAAAAAUAAAUAAGUAAUUAA
Ceutorhynchus assimilis (cabbage seed weevil) is the source of this 1811-nucleotide messenger RNA. The record is from the annotation of a GenBank genome assembly. Lineage: Eukaryota; Metazoa; Arthropoda; Insecta; Coleoptera; Curculionidae.